AUGUUUUUUGUAGGUGUUGCGGUUUUGGCGGCAUUGCAGAGUGUCUGGGGAAACGGAGGGCUGGAGACUAAUGAAGUAGCAGGGAUGGACAGGCUUGGUGUGGAGAGCCAGAAGGAAAAUCCUCCUGGGAUCCUCCUUCGAAAAGAUGAUGGGAUGUGUGAGGCAAGGAAGCCGAUGGACAUGUCCCCUGGAGAGGUUCAGACGGAAACUAAGACUGUCGUUAAGGAGAUUGUUGUAGAGAUUGAAGAGCCCAGAGAAGGCAUCCAGGAGGUCCUUCCUGUAGUCCAAUACGAAGGGCAGGCCAAGGUAUCUGCAGGCAAUGACCUGCUUAAGCCGUCCUGUGGGGUCAGCAGUGGAUUUACAUCUUCUGCGGAAAGGUGCUAUGUUCUGACAAAGGACGCUCACGACGGAGAUACAUCGAAGAUGAUUUCUCUUGUGGAGAGCCUGAGCGGAAGAGUCAAGAGGCAGUACACCAAGAACAUCACAGGCGUGUCGUUCUGCUCGAGCCACAGCGAUGUACUAAGAAAAGUCGAUGAUGCAGGGAUGCAUGUGGAGGAGGACAAGAUCUAUACUGUAUCUAUGCUCCAAAACAACAUUCCAAACUACAUGUAUCUGAUGAGGCACUAUGAAAACACAAUCUUCAACAACUACUUCUACGACAACUGGAUCUUCCGGGUGCUGCAGAUCAAGAGAGUAAUGACAAAGUUUCUUGGAUCCUAUGAAUACUACCACACCGGAAAGGGCGUGAACAUCUUUCUUCUGGACACUGCGAUCAGUUCGAUGGAUGGUGCCUGCAAUCUCAGCGGACGCCUCGAGGCAUGUAAUGCACACGGGAACGUGAUGGCUGAGCUUCUGGUUGGGAAGACUAACGGGUUUGCCAAGGACAGUCGAUUGAGCGUUCUUGAUGUGGUCGACUGCGAUGGAAAGGUUGCACUUUCGGAGAUGAUCCAUGGGCUGGAAGGCCUCAGAGAGAGUGGAGGCCCCAGCAUCCUUGUUUUUGGUGUUUCUGGACCGUAUUCUGCCUCUCUAAACUCUGCCGUUGACCGCAUAUCCAGCCGUGGAACGGUUGUUGUAUCUCCUGCUGGGAACUCCCACGACCAGUCCUGCAACUACUCUCCCGGAAGCUCGAAGUCGGUCAUAAAUGUCGGGUCUGUGGAUAAGCAUGCUGGAAUAUCCAGGUUUUCAAACCAUGGAGACUGCAUAAGGAUGUUCGCGCCGGGAGAGGAUGUUCUUCAGGACAGCAGCCUCACAGGAACAAGUUUGUCAGCAGCGAUAGUCGCAAGCUCCAUUGCUCUUUUUUUAGAGACGUCUCCAAGAGCCGCGUUUCCUCAGAUCUGGGGAUACCUUAACCAGAAUUCAUUCUGGAACAGUAGAGGAUCGUACAGUGUGCUGAAGAUACCACGCCUAGGAUGCAAAGGCCGCAUUCGAGGGUCUAUUUUCCGCCUUGGAGGACUGUAUGAGGACAUUGUUCCUCUUGUGUUUGUUGUUCUCAUUACCUCUGCUCUGUUAUAUUUACUGCUCAUUGGGAUACGGCGCUUUAGAAGGAGAAGGGAGCAGGAGCUCCACGACGAGGAUGUGCUUUUUGACCCUCCGGUGGACAGAUUCUGA
Molecule: messenger RNA, 1608 nt
Organism: Encephalitozoon cuniculi GB-M1
Lineage: Eukaryota; Fungi; Microsporidia; Unikaryonidae
Exons: 1
Coding region: 1-1608 (535 amino acids)
Biological process (GO): proteolysis
Molecular function (GO): serine-type endopeptidase activity
Source: RefSeq, marked provisional